GAAGAAGGGCAAGCAGGAGUUGGAGGUGGAAGAGGUGCCAGGCAUGCCAGCCUGGGCGAUCACGAUGCAGAAGAACCUAAUGCAGCACACCACGCACCAGAUCGAGAGCGUGACGAAGGAUAUCGGUGAGGCGAAGGCGAUGGCCAUCAAGGCAGAGGCCGAGGUCCGGGAAUUGGGGAAGGAGGUCCGGGGCAUGAGGCCAGCCAUGAAGAAGCUGGACGAGCUGGAGGCCGAGUUCAAGGUCUUCCAGGCGCGGUCGGAGGUGCAGUCGAAGCCGCAGGGGCCGUCAUGGGCUGCGGCGUCGAGUGCGGAUAAGGCCAGGAGGAGGAAGGACGAGGAGGCGGAGGAGAAGCGCAGCAGGACCGUCGGCCUCGGGCAGUUCCCGAAGGACACAAAGUCGGAGGACAUUGUGAAGUACUUGGAGGGGGUGCUGGAGGAGGCAAAGGAGGACAUUGAGGAGAUUUUCGCUUACGGCAAGAAGUUCGCAGAACGAGGUGCAGCACGAUUCAAGACGUCGGACGCGAUGUGGGGGUACCUGAAGGACAAGGCGGGUAAUCAUACGAGCUCGUACAACGGCCAGAAGAUCUACUGCAACGCGGAUUCGAGGAGGCAGGAUCCAGGUUCGGAGGAGGGGAGGCGAGAGAGGGCAGUUAGGAAGCUAGUGAGGACCAUCAUAGAGGCCAACGGGGGAGUCGGGAAUGCAGUCAAACAGAACAUCGACACAUAUUAUCGGAAGGGCGUCGUCUGGUGGAGGGAGCGGAGGGCCGGGGAGUGGAAGAACGGCUCGAUGCAGCUCAUGGGCCAGGCACUCGAGUACAAGGCUCUGUUCGACCAGCUGUGCUCCGAGGGGGUUGUGAAGCUGGCGCUGGACGCAUCGGCUGAGCCCUCCUUUCUGAAGCAGGACCAGCCCGGAGCAAGCGAGGCCGGGGGGGAGCAGUUCUCUCGCAGUUCUCCGUUCUACACUGCUGACUUGGUUUUUCGGUUGAUCAAUAUACAGGGCUUGCGCAGUUCUCUUGCCGAGCUGACCGCGCGAGUGCGGAUCAGCGACGGGAGACCGGCGACGUGGGCCACAGACCCGGCGGCCACUCUCAGCGUAGAGGGCGCCGAAUCUGUAUUGCGUGCUCUACGGGAAGACAGCGCUACUGGCCCAGACCUGCUUCCGACGAGAAUCUUGAAGAGAUACUCGGCGUCGCUUGCGCUGCCUGUGUACUUGCUGGGCGUAGCGAUUCUUACCAAAGCGGUGUGGCCUGCAAGUUGGGGUAUCCAUUGGAUCGUUGCCAUAUACAAGAAGAAGGCCGUGUUUGAUCCAAAGAACUACCGGGGCGUUCACCUCACUGCGCAGCUUGCGAAGGUCAUCGGGAGGUUCCUGCAGCCGGUCUUCUGCCCUGUGUUCAUGUCAGAAUCAAGUAUUGGCCGGCAUCAGUUUUCUUGCAGUCGAGGCAGGGGCGCCCGGGACGCCUCGGCAUUUCUCGUUUUGUCUUGGCUGACAGCAUUCCGGGAAAAACGGAACGUUGCAUUGUGCAUGUCCGACGUGUCCGCUGCCUUCGACAGGGUCUUCGUCGACAGGCUGGUCAGGAAGUUGGCUGCGAGAGGGGCGCCGACGGAGGUUUUGCAGCUGUUCAGAUCGUGGCUCGGCGUACGGACCCACCCGCGCGGGGAGGCGUUCGAUUUAUUGGGCGUGCGCUUUGAUGCGAAGCUCACCAUGGCCGACUCGGUGUUCCAGCUGGCGAAGGAUUGCCGUUGGAAGUUGAAAGCGAUUUUGAGGAUUCGCAAAUGUAACUCUGGAGCGCAGUUGGUCCUGCUUUACAAAGCGCAGAUUCUGUCCUUCAUCGAGUGCAGGACUGCCGCAAUCUACCAUGCUUGCAAGUCGGCGCUGGAGGCUUCGGACCAUGUCCAAGACAAGCUGACCAAGGCCGCCGGGGCAAGCAAAGCGGAGGCACUCCUGGCGUUCAAGCUGGCGCCCUUGUCUUCAAGACGAGACAUGGCAAUGCUCGGCCUGAUUCACCGAUCUGUCCCGGGGAAGGGUCCAGGGCAUUUCAAGCAGUUCUUCAGGCUCGACCCGCAGACGGGAGCGAACAAGCAGCGGCGACAUCGUUUUCAGCUUAUCGAAUACUCCGACGGGCACUGGUCCGACUUCGUGUUUCCCAACUCGCGCCCUGCAGAUUACAUCAAACACUCGCUGCUAGGAUUGGUCUCGAUAUACAACAGGUUGCCGCCGGACAUCGUGGAGUCGUCGUUCAGCGUCGCAGAAUUCCAGGGGGCGCUUCAAGGUGUCAUCACUGACGCUGCGCAAGCAGGCGCUGACGACUGGGAGAAGGUCCUCAGCCCGCGCGUGCCUUGGCACAGGCACCCGCUGAGGUCGUCGACCAUGGAUCAGGAUAUCAGGGAGUUGGCCAUCCACGCGGCCAAGAGUGCAGUCGGCCUCGACGGGUCCAACAGGCUGGCGCAGGGUGCCAAUCAGUACGAGUCCGCGAAGAAGAACCGCCCAGAGUCAGGGUUCAUCGUGCUGCUGGAAAUGUCCUGGAAGGUAAAGGAUCUCUGCAAUGUCGAGUUCAUGGUCAUUCCAGUUGUGCGCGGGGUGACCAACGAGAUAAUGGAGGCCAAUGCCAUGAGACCCGAGGCUCUGAGCGCGCCUUCUGACGCGCGACGGAUGGCAUCGGAGCUGCUGGUCACAGUCGUCGCCAGUAUUUCACAGGCGACUCACGGUUGGCUGUUCCGGUGCUCGCCGGUGCCGAGCUGCCCGACCCUCUCGUGGCCGGCGAUCCUUGCCUGUCCAAAUCUGCACUGCCCUGACCUGCGGCGCCCGACGUGCCACGCGACCCAGUGUCCUCGGGCGCCCUCGUGUUCGGCCUGCGAGGCAGGCGAAGAGUGCUCGUGUGACGUGGCGUCGUGCAGCUGGUGGGUGCCUUUCGUGGAUUUGCAGCUCUACCGGAACCUGGACACAGUGGCGGCGGCGUGGGAGACGGUGCUGAGGGGCGUGCCGAUUGAGCUCGGCGUUAAGAGCACCUACAAGUUCGGAACCUUCCCCCAGGGACGACGGUGGGAGAGGUUGCUUGACGAGACCGGCUGCGUGGCCAGCUCGGAGGAGUGUAGCCGCGGCCCAGUGGUUCACCCACCUGGCGGAGCCGACGGCGGAGACCUCGGCGUCGAGCCCGUGCCUGGCCCGGUCGUCGACGUAGGCGCGGCGGGGGAGGUCCGUGGGGCUCUCACCCCGAGGGGGCGCGACCGUGUGGUCCGUGCGCCCGCCGCGCCCGAGGGCCGCUGGGUGAUCGUCGUGGCCAACGGGUCCCUGGGGGUCACAGUCGGCGACGAUGUGGCGAUGCCGUCGGACGCGCUGAUCUCGCCCGACGGGCGGAUGGAGCUGGAGCCAGCUCCCUGCUCGGCCGAGAGGGUCUUCGUGGAGGGCCUGCGCAUGGACGAGACGCCAUCGGACUACGUUGAUGCGAAGGGAUCUUCGGCUUCGAGCUCGGGCGCCUGCGUGGUGGGCGUACAGUGCGACAGCCGGGGGGUCAGGCAGCGGGUGUGGCGCGAGGUGUCGGUGAAGGUGCAGCAGGUCGAGUUGGAGGACUGGCCCGAGCCGAGGCCGCGUACGGUGCUCUGGUGCGUACAAUUCGUGGACCGCCGCGGGGGCGAUCCCAUGGACCACCACCGCGGGUGGAUGGCCAGCCUGAAGCUGUCCAACACGUACUUCAGAGUUCAGGAGCAUGGUCACGGGAUGCAGGCCUUCAAGUUCUUCGGGGAGUACGGCCAGAUUGACUUUCCAAAUCGGGUCAGGCUCGAAGUGAUCAUGAGGCGGUGCCAGGUGAAAGAUUUUCACUACGAGAAGGCGAACAAAGGCAGCAAGGCGAACAAGCAGGCGCAGGGGGUGACCCGCGACGAGGCGGCCUGCUUCUCCGACUCGCACCGCUUAGGCGGGGAGGUGAUGAACUGCCCCGGGUUGGUGAAAUGGGUUUCGAAAGAGAUCGGCCGAGACGUCUGGGUUACCGAGCAGAUGAAGAAGGCGCGGGAGGAGAACAAACUCUCGUGCAAGGCCAGAGAGCACCGUUCCGACUGGGAGUCUGACGUGGCGCGGGCGCUCAACGAGCUCGGUGGCUACCAGGACACUCCCGCCAGUGAGCCUGUCGGUGUCGGCACCGACAAGGCCUCGCCGGCGCAAUUCAGGCCUCUUGUGCACGACCUCGGGCUGACGCACGUUCGUGAGUGCGUGGCCCGUUGGGGAAAGCCUCCCGCCGACCUCACCUGCCGGGGGGCCUUUCGAGAGCUCCAGGCGUCCCACAGCUAUCAGGGGUCCCCUGUUUCUGUGGCCCCUCUGAACCUUGACCUUCUCAGUCUUCCUGCUGCUGGGGUGCCCCAGGACCUGGAGGGUCUUGUCGAGAAUGGCCGCGAUGAAGUUGAGAAGUUUGUUGAAGACUACCUCGUGCCAAAGGAUCAGUUGGGCCAAACCGACAUCCAGGAUGCUUUUUACCAGAUGGCCCUGCCCGAGCCCCUCAGGCCCUACUUUGAUCUCGGGAGGGUUCGGGCGGGACGCGUAGGUGUCACCUGUACUGUAGAGGGGGCCUCCGUAGGACCGAACACGUGGAUCUUCCCAAGGCUGAAGGUGCUGGCGAUGGGUUGGACGCAUGCCCUCAACUGGUGUCAGAGAGUACUGGAAGCUGCGUGUGAUCGGGUCCCGGGCCUCAGCAACGACUCCCGCGUCCAGGGCCACCGAGCCCCCCCUGACCUACGACCAGUUGCACACGCAGCGUAUGUUGACAACUUCGUGGCCUUCUCUCAGUCUGCAGGAAAGGCUCGGUCAGCGGCCGAAGGAGUUGCGACCGAGCUCGAGCGUGUGGGCCUGCGAGCUCAUCCCGUUGAGGCAGGGCCAGGAGGCGAAGCUCUCGGCUGGAUGUUCUCGAGUGACCGCCCCCUGGUGAUCGGAAAAGAGAGAAGGGUGUGGCGUCUUCGUCUUGCACUUCAACACGCUUCGCGUCUGCGCUACCUGAGCGGGAAGCAAGUCGAGGUUCUUGUGGGCCACUGCACUCAUCUGUUUCUUCUUCAUCGGGAGCUCCUGUCGGUGUUCAGCGGGGUGUAUGCCUUCAUCGGGCGCCAUCGUGGGGAGAGCGUUGGAGUCUGGGAUGUGGUUCGACGUGAGUUGCGGUGGGCUCCGUGUCUUAUCUGCUUCUGCUCCCGGGACCUGUGCGCCCCCAUCUACACGCGUGUCCUGGCCACUGACGCUUCUGAGUGGGGUCUUGGGGUGACGGGGGCCGUGGGCCUGGAGGCCGACGUGAAGCACGCCAUGAGCUUUUCAGAGGCCUGGAGGUUCAAGGAGGGUGGAGAAGGGGCCCGUGAGCAGGCCCGGGAGCGGAUCGAGGAGGCGAAGGUGACGGGGGAGAAGGCAGAGAACGCUAACGUGCCGGAGGGCGUGGACGUCUGCGCCCGGCUGGAGCGGGGGGUCGACCUCGUGCCUCGAUCCCUUGUCGGAGGCCCUUGGAGGACAGUGAGGUCGCAAGCUUGGGAUCGUCCUGAGAGUAUUCCUGUUCUGGAGACCAGAGCUGCCCUAUGGGGACUUCGACACAUGCUACGGAACAGUCAGACAUGGCAUAAGCGUGUUCUCAUCCUCAGCGACUCGAUGUCGGCUGUUCUGGCUCUGAGCAAGGGCCGAACGUCCGCGCCCGGGAUGCUCCGAGUUGUCCGGCGCUGGGCUGCACUGGCGCUUGUGUCGGGAUGUUCCGUCUACCUGAGGUGGAUCUCGAGCGAGGAGAAUCCUGCUGAUGCUCCCUCGCGGAGGGGGCUGCUGCCGCCGGCCGCCCCGCUGCCCGAGGUGCCCCACAUGGCGUCGGCCCACGCUGGCAGGCCGCGAGCGCGAGACCCGGCUCUUCGGGGCAUGAGGGGAUCGACGCCCGCCGCGGCCCUGCCGAGGGGCCACACGCUGGAGGGGGUCGGGCCGCUGGUGCCGGCGCGGCGCCGGGCGCAGCCGCAGGCCCGACGUGCCGCUGCUCGCGCGGUUGCCCGCCGGGGCUCGGCUGCUACGAGGGCUCCGGAGCUGGCGAGGCUGAGUUACCUCCAGGCAACCAACGUCCGGCCACGCACCCAGCAGCUGUACCCGGAGAGCUGGGAGAGCUUCGAGGACUGGGCACGGUUCCGCCUCCUCCCUCUCCAGUCGGAGAAGCAAGUCGACGACGCGCUCGGGGACUUCUUCGACUACCAGUGGUUCGAGGGGGCGGGCUCCAGCCUGGACUCGCGCCUGGUGUUCUGCCUGUUGAGCGACUGGCUGGUCCGCAGCGACCGGUGGCCCAUGGCGGUGGCAAUGCUGCUGUACGUGGUGCUCUACCUGAAGCCGAGCGAGGCCCUCAUCAAGGACCACUCAAGGUGGACGGUGCUCCUCCACCCUGCGGGCGCAAGCCUCGUCAUCAGCCUCGGCCGCCAGAGCCCGCUAGGCGUGCAGCACCGCGGCGGGUGGGCCCAGUCGAGCUCGAUGCGGCGCUACCAGAAGGCAGGCCGCCUGAUGGAGCAGUUGCGCUUCCUGCCGCACGGCGCUCAGCUCGCAACGGCAAGGUGCGCCUCCGAGAUUGGCGCCAUCAUGAGCAGGUCCUGCCGUUCUUGA
Molecule: messenger RNA, 6583 nt
Organism: Prorocentrum cordatum
Lineage: Eukaryota; Dinophyceae; Prorocentrales; Prorocentraceae
Source: the annotation of a GenBank genome assembly